AUGACGCAGACAAUUGUUGUUUUGGGAGGCUCUUUUGCCGGUAUUCAACUCGCACAUAGACUAGUCAAGAACACAAGGAAGUCGGUCAAGGACUUGAAAGUGAUUCUCGUAUCCACGAACUCUCAUUUCUAUUGGAACCUGGCAUCUGUCCGUGCCAUCAUUCCGGGCAUCUUGAAGGAUGAGGACUUUACCCAGUCCAUUGAGAAGGGCUUCGCCCAGUACCCCUCGGACGCCUUCGAGUUUAUCGUAGGCACGGCCAAGGAGGCCGACAUUGACGCCAAGACGGUCAAGGUGGCGCUUGUCGGCGGCGAGGGCGGCGAGCGCGUCCUCAGCUACGACCACCUGGUGCUGGCGACGGGCACGCGCACGGCGGGCGCGGACGCGGUGCCCUGGAAGGCCAACGGCACGCACGAGGAGAUCCUCGACACGCUGCACCGGACCGCCGAAAAGGUCAAGGCGGCCAAGCACAUUGUGGUGGCGGGCGCGGGCGCCACGGGCGUCGAGACGGCCGGCGAGCUCGGCUUCGAGUACCGCAAGAACAAAGAAAUCGUCCUGCUGUCGGGCGACGCAAAGCUCCUGGGCGGCGACUCGCUAUCCAGCAAUGCCGAGAGCGAGCUCAAGAAGCUCGACGUCACCAUCAAGACCAGUGCGCGCGUCGAGAGCACCACGACCCUGCCCGACGGCAAGACGGAGAUUACGCUCAAGAACGGCGAAAAGAUUGUCACGGACCUCUAUCUGCCCACCAUGGGCAUGCUGCCCAACACCGAGUACCUCCCUGAAAAGGUGCUGAGGGAGGACAAGUUUGUCGCCGUUGACGAGUUUUACCGCGUCAAGAAUGCCAACAAUGUUUGGGCCGCUGGUGACAUUGUGUGGCUUCCCAGAGGUUCUUACGUCUUGACGGACAAGCAGGCUGCCGGUGUGGCCAAGAAUAUUGAUUUGGUUCUGCGCAACAAGAACCCAACUCCAGUCAAGACGCUUCCCAUGGACGUCCUCAUGGCCACCGUUGGUAGAAGUCGUGGAGUCGGACGCAUGGGGUCCGUCAAGGUCUUCUCAUACAUGGUGUACACGAUCAAGGGCAAGACGCUUGGUGUUCAGGCACUGCCAGGCAUGGUCAAUGGCACCAGCUACUAA
This is a messenger RNA of Pestalotiopsis fici W106-1, 1131 nucleotides long. RefSeq lists its product as uncharacterized. Bases 1 to 1131 code for a protein of 376 amino acids. Lineage: Eukaryota; Fungi; Ascomycota; Sordariomycetes; Amphisphaeriales; Sporocadaceae. The transcript is spliced from 3 exons. Gene Ontology annotation, cellular component: cytoplasm. Gene Ontology annotation, molecular function: flavin adenine dinucleotide binding; electron-transferring-flavoprotein dehydrogenase activity. The record is from RefSeq and is a predicted model, not a curated record.